Molecule: messenger RNA, 11360 nt
Organism: Penaeus indicus
Lineage: Eukaryota; Metazoa; Arthropoda; Malacostraca; Decapoda; Penaeidae
Gene: nonC
Product: serine/threonine-protein kinase SMG1-like
Exons: 72
Coding region: 119-11191 (3690 amino acids)
Biological process (GO): protein phosphorylation; nuclear-transcribed mRNA catabolic process, nonsense-mediated decay
Cellular component (GO): nucleus
Molecular function (GO): protein serine/threonine kinase activity; protein binding
Source: RefSeq, a predicted model, not a curated record
AAACAAAUGGUGCAGCAGGAACGUCUUGCUGCCACAUUUACCUUGGGUUUUGGAGGAAAUUAGUGACGAUGGCGUGUUAAUUAUAUUGGGAUUGUAUGUGUUUUGGAUACACUAGAAGAUGGUCGGUGGCAGUACAGGUGAUAGAGAUGAAGGUGGAGGAGGAAGAAUUCAUCGAGAAUAUCGUGGAGGGGGAGGAGGAGGAGGAGGAAGAGGAAGCGGCCGCUACCGGCGAGGGCUGACGCAUCACCGUCACUCUGUGCCGGGUGAGCGACGUGGUCUCUCAGAGGGGCAUUCAGAAGAUGAUCCUAAAGCAGAUACAGAGAAGACAGAGGUUGUGAAACAUCGGUCGCAUAAAGAUCUCAGUCGUGGCUUUAGUGAAGACUCAAGAAUUUCAAAGCAGUUAAGGAGACUUUCUCGAGAGGAUGAUGCAGAGCGGUAUCUUGCCCAAGUCCAGCAGCUUCAGGAAUCAAUAAUGCUGAAUGAAAAUGUGAAAUAUGUUCGUCGAAAUGCUGAGCAUCUUUUGGACUCGCUUUUUGAACUGCUUCAUGCAGCACCAUCACCCCCUUGUCGCUGGGAAAUCACUCGCUGUGUUGGUCGUGUUGGCCAUGUCAUGGAAGGUGACAUUAAGAGAUUUGUGGAUGUAACACUAGAUCGACUUGAUACUUGGCGUGCAGCAGAAAUGAAGGUUCUGGUCUUAAGGUGUAUCUUGGAGAUGUUAAAAUUGGAUUCUGAUGGUUCUCAGCUGAGUCAGGUUGGAGAAAGAAUUGUAGAAGGGUUGCAGGUUGUGUUGGAGGGAACAGAAACUCCAGAGGUGAUGGUGGCGACUGUGGAUGUGCUGAGGGAACUGAAUGUCAACCACAGUCAUAUCCUCAAUAACUAUUUCCAAGAUAUUGUUGACAUACUGGUAGGAUGGCACAUUGACCAUCAUCAGUCACCAGAAGUUAUGAAGUAUGUGUCUAUGGCACUGAGAAGUUUCUCACAACUCUGGCUAGCAAAUGUCCCCAUUGCAGCAACUCUUCUCUCACAGUUUGUUGAGGAUAUGGAGGACUAUUGUGAGGACUUGGAAAGAGGAAUGUCUGGUCGCUCAACACCUGAAGAUGAAGUGGCAUCAGACCCAGUAAUCUGCGCCAAGAAAGUAGCUGCAUUUAUUAGUGUUUUUACAACAGUUCUAAGGUGUCUUGGGCCACAGGCUGACCCUGCUGUAAAUCCAAGUCUUUCACCCAAUUUCUUAGUUGAUGCACUGGGGAAGAUGGUGACAGGAGCAGGAAAUAUUUUGAAACAUCAUUGGGAAGAAGCACUCCUUGAUGCUCUGAAUCAAGAUAUUGUUGACAUACUGGUAGGAUGGCACAUUGACCAUCAUCAGUCACCAGAAGUUAUGAAGUAUGUGUCUAUGGCACUGAGAAGUUUCUCACAACUCUGGCUAGCAAAUGUCCCCAUUGCAGCAACUCUUCUCUCACAGUUUGUUGAGGAUAUGGAGGACUAUUGUGAGGACUUGGAAAGAGGAAUGUCUGGUCGCUCAACACCUGAAGAUGAAGUGGCAUCAGACCCAGUUAUCUGUGCCAAGAAAGUAGCUGCAUUUAUUAGUGUUUUUACAACAGUUCUAAGGUGUCUUGGGCCACAGGCUGACCCUGCUGUAAAUCCAAGUCUUUCACCCAAUUUCUUAGUUGAUGCACUGGGGAAGAUGGUGACAGGAGCAGGAAAUAUUUUGAAACAUCAUUGGGAAGAAGCACUCCUUGAUGCUCUGAAUCAAGUUUGUUUAGUGUUGAUUCCGUAUAGUCCAAAUAUGUCUGGGCUUCAGGAACACUUCUGUGAUGUCGUGGAUCUUCAGCAGAAACUUGUUGAGCACUUGGGCUUUGCCACGGUUAUGUCUUAUCUGACACUACUUACUCGGAUGUUGAAGCAGAUCGGCAGCAGUUUAUCUGUAGAAUUCAUACAGAAGAUUUUUGGCACAAGCUCUCCCCUGCGUAGCUUACGCCUUUCUCCACACCGGCAAGUGUGGCAGGCUACCCUUGGAGUGUACCAUGCUGCACUCAGCCUGAAGAAUGUUCCUUUACUGCAGGAAGCUUACAACUACAUACUUGCAGAUUUACAGAUUGCUCAUCGUGUUUUAGUACCAGAAGCAGCCAGCUUUGCAGCAACAACUGUUUUAGAGGGAGUUUCAUAUAAUGAGAGGGAAGCAACUGUUUUGAUGAUGUAUCUCAUGACAGUAUUAGCUGAGGUGGCAAAUACGAGAAACUCCAUCAUCACCAUGUGGGCACUUAAUCCUCCCAUUGUUGAUCUGCUGGCAACACAUCUCACUCCUUCCAGCUCUCACUUGGCUCUGCAUUACCCUGAGGUUCAACAUGCCAUCUUGUUCCUGCUGUACUCACACUGUUCCAAGCAUUCCCACUAUAUAAGCUCCAGCACCCUGAUCGUGGGGGCAACAUCUCCAUUUGUUCCACCCUCAGUCUCCACAACAUUUUCUGGAGGGUCACCAGGAAGUUUCUCCUCUGGAUCCUCCACCAGUGAGAAUCUUACUACAAUACUUACUACUUUGACAGCAGUGUUGCGACAGAGACAAGUUACUGGGGCCAACAUCAUCCAGCUGUGUCUAGAAUGGGCAGCAGAUCUUGUCAGCAGUAGUGAAACUUCCUUACCUCAGCUGCUCAAGAUCAAAGUGUUUACCCAGAUGAUAGACACCAUUGUACAAACUGGUUACCAUCAUCUCAAUUCAGUUACAUCUGCUGUUGCUGCCAGCUUAACCUCUGUGUUUGCUGUGUUACCACCCACUCAGAUGGAUAAUUUGGAAGAAGUUGUAAAGUUAUGCCUCCAUCAUAUGAGCCACAAUGAGCCUAAAAUUCGCAGUGCUUAUUUAGACCUCCUGGCUAGACUUCCUCUCAGUUCUGUCUCGCAUGCCAUGUGUUGUUUAAACACAAAUGAAGAAAAUGAAUUUAGCGCAAACAAGACUGAUUCAUCAUCCAAUGUUGAGAUUGGUAGUCUUGAUUCUUCAUCAGUGAAAAGUCUAGAGAGGCACUUUGUUUUACGGUCAACAGCAGGCCAGCUACCUUCAAAUGCCUUCCACACGCUAAUGGCAUUUAUACUCCAUGUUUCACAGCCUAAAGGUGAGUAUUGGCAGGAAGACCUCUUUGCUGUUAGCCAAAGAGUCGAAAGGAUGGCAAAGGCAGAGGACCUGAGUCUUCCUGUGCUAGCUUCCCAUCUUCGCACCUUGUUGUGGAAGUGGUUGGCUUGGGAACCUGCUCAACACUGCAUUGCCAGCAAACUACGGACUACAUUAGGAAAGCCACAGGACACAUUUACUAGUAUUGAAGGUGCCAUUAAGGGUCGAGCAAAGGAAGUCCGAGAGUGUGGCCAGACAGCCGAGAAAAGUCAAGGAAUAAGCAAGAUGGAGGAUGAGAAAACUGGCAAAAGUGUGAAUGGUAAUGAAAAAGGUGGAAAUGACGUGAAGGUUCACUCCCUAGCUGUGAUGCUGCUAGUAGAGUUCUUGGAGAGUCUGGAGAAAGCCAUGUUCAAUGCUAGUGAUGGAUGUGCUGUUGCUGUGCCACCACCAAAUAAGAGUGUCAGAGCCUUCUUUAGGACAAAUCGUCAGACCUGCACUGAAUGGCUGAGUCGCAUAAGAGCUGCAGUCAUCGUUGUUGCACUCAAUUGUGGGCGUCCGGAAGUGGCUGUUCGGCAUUCCUACAAACUCCUGCAGGAACUAAAAGACAAUAACAACACACAAAGUUCUGACUUUGAACGAGCUGUUUGCUACUGUGCACGGGCCUUAGUUGCUGAAGGUUGCGAUGAAGGAGUUUCAGGUUUAUACCAGUGGUGCCGUGACCACAUUGGAAGACGCUUUGCCUGGCUUAAGCCUGCAGUUUACAGUGCUGGCAAUAAGUAUGAGAAAGCCUUAAGGGGCUUCAUGCACUUCCUUGAGGGUGGAGGAGAGGAAGCAGAUGAAAUUGAUAAACUUAAGAGUGAAGAGGAGGAGAUAUCUACCCAGCAUGUUGCAAUUGCCAACCAUUCAGACAUGAAACAGCAAGAUCCUUUAAUACAGGAAUUCAUCCAUGCUCAGAUUGCAGAGUGUUACAGCAGGCUAAGUCAAUGGGGAGAGCUCCAGAAGUGGACGAUGCAAAUACAGAUGAAACAGGAGGAAUCCGAGCCUAUAACUGUUACCUCUGGCCUUCUAAACACAUACAAAGAUCUCUCUCAUGUACAGGCAUUGGCACAUUUUGACUCGGCUGAUCCUGUGGGAGUUAUGACAAGCCUUGGUGGUGCGGUGACCCAGGUGGACUGGACAAAGCCUCAGGAUUGGAUUACUUGGAAGAGGUUCCAGGAUAUAAACACUGUUCUUCUACACUCUUUCACAUCUACGGUUUAUCCUCAGCCCUCAACCUCAAGGGAAACCUUAAGUAAAAUUGUAGCAGAAUGUCAAGAUCAAGUGGAGUGGAUGUUGCAGUUAUCCACAAUGUCCUCCUACUCUGCCAUGCAUCUUCAUUCGCUUUUACUUCACCAAGUCCUCCAUGAGCUGCGGAGUAUUCUCAACGAUUCCAUGGGCGCUGGACGUUUGCAUGAGGGCUGGGAGAACACAAAUCUCAUGAGCCUUCCUGCAGACCUCAUUCCUCAUGUGUCACGAUGGGCCAAACUCAUUGGACGAAUUAAUCCUGCGGUUACUCCAACUUCAAUCACUAAAUUAGACCUCCUGUCAGCCAAGCAAGCUCGUAAACAAGAGAACAUGGACUUCGCAGAAAACACUUUGAUAGGAUUAUUAGGAGUAAGCUCCAAUUUGGCAGAAUCAGUGCUUGAAAUUGUUCCUGGUGCAGAGUACAACCCUCUCCAGGCAAAGCUACACAGGGAAGCAUCCAAACUCCUAGCAUGCAAGGGAUACAUCUCUCAUGGGUGUUCAGUCCUUGCUGGAGCAGUAGUUGGUCUAAAUCCCAGCUUGGCAGCCUUAGCAGCAACAGACACAAACCUGCUCACACUACCCCCUAAUGAGGCUGGCCACCUUUGUGCUCGUUCCAUCAUAACCCUCAACAAGUGGUGGGCACAGGAUGAUAGGCGUUUGCUGAUGCUCUCCGGGGAUUCAGUGACUGACAUCCCAGAAUGGAUGAAUAAGCUCCUUGCAGUUUACCAGGAAAUGAAGGAUUUUGCACCAGAGGAGUUGCUGCCUCUAGCAGAAGUCAAUCACCCAACUCUUCCUCAGCUAGAAAGCAACAUGGGUCAUAUUCUUACCCUUGCUGCAACACAGUGUCCAACUCUGCCAAAAGUCUGGUUCCAUAUUGCUUCAUGGUGCUUCAGAUGGGGUAGAAGAAUACUUGAGCACAGUAACAGCAAUGGAGGCCAGCUGUCAGAGGAAGAUCGGUCUCGUAUAAAGGACAUCGUAUCUCCUGCAAUUAGUCAUGAUACUGCAAGUGUAGAGGAAAGGAUAGAAGAGAUUUGUUCCCUCAUAGGAGGUUGGCGACCAGGACAAGACGCCACAGAAGAGGAUGAAGAGGAUCUGCGAUUGGAAGAAGUUCAAGGGACACAGCAAGUUGGAACACAGAUUACAUCAACCCUGCAAUCUUGGGGAUUGACUGGGAAUACAGUAACAGACCUAAGUACAACUCUGGCAGAGGUUCAUCAAGCAGCACAAGAAAGGCAUUACACUGUCCUCACAGCAGCUGCAAAAGCAUACUUCAGGUUCCUGAAAAUCAGCCAAGGGUAUGCUGCAAGCCAUGCUGACCAGUGCACAGUAGCUACAUUAAGACUGCUUCGUCUGAUGGUAAAGCAUGCUUCUGAGUUGAGAGAAGUAUUAGAAAAGGGUCUGGCUGAGACACCUACACGUCCCUGGAAGACAAUCAUUCCUCAGCUGUUUGCACGUCUGAAUCACCCUGAGCACUAUGUAAGGAGCAGCAUCUCUGAGCUUCUGUGUCGUCUGGCGGAGGACUUCCCACAUUUGAUUGUGUUUCCAGCUGUGGUUGGCUCAGCUGGUGGAAAUGUAGCAGCCAAUCAGGCAUCAUUGACAGAUAUGUUGGCAAAGUACCUGCACAAAGGAAGACACAGAAGAAAAAUGAAACCAACGCUUGGUGAGGAAGAUGAAGACGAAGAGGAGGAGGAGGAGGAGUAUGACCAGGUUGAUGAAGAAGAAGAGGAGGAGGAAGAAGAGGAACUUAUAUCUGAAUCAUCUGAAGAACAGGAGAGAAGAACAGUUAUGAGAAAUUGUUUCUCAUCUCUAGUAGAUACCCUGACUAAACAGGUUGGAUCCAGCAUUAGUGAAGUCCAGAUGCUUGUUCACGAACUUCGUCGUAUUACUGUCCUUUGGGAUGAAUUAUGGCUAGGAACCUUGGCUCAACACCACAGUGACAUGUCUAGAAAGUGCCACCAAUUGACAGCAGAAAUUGCAAGAUUGAAUAACAAUUCAUCUCUGACGCAGACUGAGAAAACUCAGCUUAUUAAGAAGAAAUAUGACAUCAUCUUCAAGCCACUUCUGUUUGUGCUAGAUCAGUUAGCAGACAUCACAUCAGCUACUCCAGAGACGCCUCACGAACGACACUUCCACGAGACAUAUGGUUCCUUGAUAUCCUCAGCCCUGUGUAGUUUAAGGGAACCUGAGAGUUAUUUUGAGCCUCAGGCUGCCUUGUCUGGCCUAAGGCAGCUCCAUCAGAUGCUGCAACAGAGAGCACAUCGGAGAGCAUCUUCAGCUCUCAAGAUGGCUGACAUAUCCCCCAAGCUUGCAGCACUGACUGCAACAAAAAUUGCUAUGCCAGGUGUUGUGUCAGCUUCACAGCAGGUUAUCACCAUAGCAUCAGUAGAUGGAAACAUAUCAAUUCUCCCCACAAAGACCAAGCCAAAGAAACUUAGCUUCCAAGGAUCAGAUGGCAAGAAAUAUACAUACUUGUUCAAAGGACUGGAAGAUCUGCACUUGGAUGAGAGGAUCAUGCAAUUCUUAGAAAUUGUUAAUACAAUGUUGGAGAAGAACCAGAGGGGUAAAGACUGUGUGUAUCGAGCCAGAUACUAUUCUGUGGUGCCACUUGGACCACGUUCAGGCCUGAUUCAGUGGGUUGGCAGUGCAACACCACUCUUCGGUCUCUACAAGCGCUGGCAGCAACGGGAAGCACAUGCGUUGUUGCUCAAAAAUCAUUCCUCUGCUGCAUCCAUCCAUCCGCAAGCUCCCCCACAAGUUCCACGGCCUUCAGAACUGUACUACAGCAAGUUGACACCCAAACUACGAGAGGCGGGAGUCAGUCUGGAUAACCGUAAGGAGUGGCCUCUUGGCAUUCUGAGGGACGUUCUGAAAGACCUGAUUAAAGAGACUCCAUCCAACCUGCUUUCAAGGGAAUUGUGGAUGUGUAGUGUCAGUGCUGGGGACUGGUGGCGCUUGACCCAGACGUACUCAAUUUCCACUGCAGUGAUGUCCAUUAUUGGCUAUAUCAUUGGUCUUGGUGACAGGCAUCUUGAUAAUGUUCUUGUAAACCUAACAUCUGGAGAGGUGGUUCACAUUGAUUACAAUGUGUGCUUUGAGAAAGGUAAAAACCUACGUGUCCCAGAAAGAGUGCCAUAUCGCAUGACACAUAACAUCGAAGCAGCACUUGGAGUAACAGGAACUGAGGGUGUGUUUAGGAAUGCCUGUGAGCAGGUCUUGAGGACCAUGCGAAGGGGACGUGAAACGCUUCUGACCUUGCUAGAAGCCUUUAUUUAUGAUCCACUAGUUGACUGGACACCAGACAGUGAAUCAGGCUAUGCUGGUGCGGUGUAUGGGGGUGACCAAGCUCUGGUAUCAGGCGCAAGACAAAGUCGGCAGCAGCUGGAGCGAGGUCUCACACUCAGUAUGUUUGCUGUGAGAAUAGCAGAAAUGAAAGCUGACUGGCUAAGUAAUAAAUCUGAGGUUCUGGAGUGCAUACCCAGUGUGGAACUCAGCUUAGUGGAAUGGCAAAAGGCACAUGAGGUUCAAGCAGAUGCUGAGGCUAACCUGCAGGAUGGCCACCACCUCAUGGCUAUGCUCAAGGAAGCAGAAGCUAACCCACAGCACAACCUCUAUGGUCUCCGUCCACGUUAUGAGGAAUAUGCCAUAGUCAAGAAGUCAAUGGACCAUGCCAAAGAGCUAGUGAAUACAAGGCUGAUAGAAGUGAAACACUGGCAUACUCUGUAUUUGACUGCAGCUAGAGUGUUUGAAGGAGGUCAAGCAGGUGAAUGGAGAGCCAAAGUGAGCAACGCAGGAGUGAUGUUAGCCAGCGUGGCUCCUGUGACAGAGUUUCUCACCAAGGCUGGACAAGGUCAGCUAGCCACACAGUGUGAACAUACAGAAGUUGAGCUGAGCAAAGUAGUGAACCAGGUGCAGAAUGUUUUAGGUUCCAGCCUUGAUCUACUCAUAAAGUAUGGAGGUGUUUGGGUGAAUUACCCAGCUGAUCAUCUUUCACGACAUAGGCUGUCAGAACAACUAGUGUGGCUUACUUCACUCCUGCAAGACUUUUCACUGAAUAAACAGACAGGUGAGCUGAGCAAAGUAGUGAACCAGUUUUAUUUUCAAGCUAUGUCAGCUUUACAUGAUGUCUUUGCAAGUCUCCAUGAAUUGGUUUUGAACACAAGUGGAAUCAUCAUUGUAGAGGGUGUAAGACUGUUCUGGCGUGGAGAACCCUCAGUGAUCAGCCUAGCCACAGAACUCCAAGGAGUUGUAUCCAGUUCCCCCACUCCACCAUCUGCACUCUGCCAGCACCUCACUACACACCUAAGGCUAAAGAUCCUUAUGAUGCCACCCCGUCAUGAAGAAGCUCUCCAGGAAGCAACAAACCUUCAUAGUCAGCUAAUGAAUGUGAUAGACAGAAUCACCUCUGAUGGAAGCAGUGACAUGAGUCAGGGACAGAUGCUCCUCAUGGGCUUCCACUUGCUCUUUGAAGCAGUCGAGACCCAGUUAGACCAACUCAUGGAUGCCCUUAGCAGUGCACCACUGCCGCAGCCUUGGCCAAGAGUAGAUACAGCAAGGGAGGCUGCUGAGAUAAUGGCUCCGCUCCACGACCCAAGUUUACGCCAGGUUCUACGGUCCUUGCUGAGAGUGAAGAAGGUCCAGACUAUUGUUGACUUCUUUACCACUGCAUACCAGUCCUCCCCAGCAUUCAGGAGAGAUGAUCCUAUUGGUAACAGAAAUAGCAACAGUUUAUGUGACGAAGAGAGGCUCCAAAGAAUUGUCCGUCGGUAUGCAAGUGAUUGUGUAUCUCUCUUGCUGCUUGGUCUACCUUCAUACCUGGCAACACACCUGCUUCUACUACACUGUCAGAAACUUGGUAUCAAUGUAUCUGGUUAUAUUGAAGCGAGGGAUGUAGGCACAGAAGGCAGGGUGAAUCUAGAUAACAUAGUGCAGGAGGCAUUGGAAUGUUGCUUGACUCAUCACAGCCUGGACCCUGCACUGCCCUCCUCCGCUGCAACAGCUCUCACUCUUCAUCUUAAUGCAGUCCGCAAGAAAUUACUCCUGAGACACUGGGAAGGUGAAGCAGAAGGGCUGCGGACAACACACCAGCGUGUGACAGCUCAGCAUCUAGGACAUCAGUGGUAUAAUGAGGAUUACCUAAAGCAGCGAGUUGUAGCACCAUCAGUCCAGCCAGGUCGAGGUGCAUUACUUGGAGAAUUAAGAACAAAUGUAAGCACGCUUUUGGCUCUGCACCAGAAUGUGUCAGAAUUGCGUGAAAAGUACACCAACUUGACUGGAAAUGUUGAACAGCGUCUCAAGUGGGCAGCUGGUUCAAACCCAACCAUAGCUCAGGCAUUGGAGGAAUUCAGUAAUGGUGUAGAAGUGGCUCUUGAAGGGGUAAGUCAACUUGUACAUCAGAGUAAGGAAGUCGCAUCUCUCUGUAAUGCUGUGCUGCAUUAUGAGGCUCUUCGAACUCAUACAGUGGAUGCCAUCACUUGGGAUGCAAAUUUCACUUCAGUACUGAAUACCUGCCAAGAGAGCUGCAUGCUUUUAGAACGGUAUCACUCUACUGUCAGUCCACAAGAGGAAAUGCUGGUCACACUUUGCCAUCUGCCAGCUGAUGUUAACACACAGUGGAUCCAGAAUGCAUCUGUUGCAGUCUCAGACCACAUUGAACUCCUCACAAAGUUAGUGAGUGACCAGAGCAGGGAGCUAAGGAAGGCUGCAGAAAAUGUUCGUUUAAAUGUUGUUACCUUGAGGACCCACCUCACUACACAUCAUAAAUUCAUGUCUGACAUCAGGGCAUUACUGAAGAGCAUGGCAAAGUUUGAGGAUGAGGGAGGACUAGCUGGUGUAGACGAGUACUUGGCACUUUACCGCACUUAUUCUGAGAGCAUUUCUGGGCUCAUCAGGCAAAUGCUACAUGAUCCAUUGUCUCCAGAAAAGGCAAAGUCAUAUUUGCAGAAGUUGCAGGAAGUAACUAUGCAAACAGGCACCAUAUAUGACAAAUUGGUAGAAUUUGGCAAUCAGUGUGUAGUAGAGGAAGCACAGGAAGAAGCAGAAUCCCUAAAAGAGACAAAUGGAGAGCCUCGUAGGCCCCCAUUACUGCGGCAGUCAAACCACAUUGAACUCCUCACAAAGUUAGUGAGUGACCAGAGCAGGGAGCUAAGGAAGGCUGCAGAAAAUGUUCGUUUAAAUGUUGUUACCUUGAGGACCCACCUCACUACACAUCAUAAAUUCAUGUCUGACAUCAGGGCAUUACUGAAGAGCAUGGCAAAGUUUGAGGAUGAGGGAGGACUAGCUGGUGUAGACGAGUACCUGGCACUUUACCGCACUUAUUCUGAGAGCAUUUCUGGGCUCAUCAGGCAAAUGCUACAUGAUCCAUUGUCUCCAGAAAAGGCAAAGUCAUAUUUGCAGAAGCUGCAGGAAGUAACUAUGCAAACAGGCACCAUAUAUGACAAAUUGGUAGAAUUUGGCAAUCAGUGUGUAGUAGAGGAAGCACAGGAAGAAGCAGAAUCCCUAAAAGAGACAAAUGGAGAGCCUCGUAGGCCCCCAUUACUGCGGCAGUCAAGUGUUGUCAUGUCCCCUUCCAAAACUUUCACUCCUGAUUCCAGGAUGAAAGUAAAAAGACAUCCACUUACAGGAAAAGUUGUCCAAGAGCAUAAUGCAUAUGCCCUUAAUGUUUGGCGCCGAGUAAAAGUGAAACUAGAAGGAAGAGACCUCGAGCCGUCUAGGAGAGCAUCAGUGGCAGAACAGGUGGACUACACCAUCAGGGAAGCAACAAAUUUAGACAACUUGGCAACCUUGUAUGAAGGAUGGACACCAUGGGUGUAAAGAACCAAGAUAAGAAAUAUUUUGAAAUUUUCAGUCGCAUAUUCAGUGUAUCAGUGCAAUUCUUAAUUCAUCAUUAUUAUUGAUUUCUACUCCAUUGUUUCCAUUCUCAAUUACUCUGUGAUAUUUGAAUGUGUAAGCAACUUCUAAAUGGCUAAUAUACUAUGUUCAA